Hevea brasiliensis (rubber tree) is the source of this 830-nucleotide messenger RNA. RefSeq lists its product as uncharacterized. The coding region runs from base 181 to 621 and encodes 146 amino acids. Lineage: Eukaryota; Viridiplantae; Streptophyta; Magnoliopsida; Malpighiales; Euphorbiaceae. The record is from RefSeq and is a predicted model, not a curated record. The transcript is spliced from 2 exons.
UCACCUGCGAAAAUUCACCUAUUUGUGACUCUAACGUAGAGCUCUUGCGGAUUGUAGUAGUACAAACGGAUAAACCUCAGACCUUUACCAGGGUUUUGAGCAACCUCAAUCUUACCUUCCUCUUUGGCUCUGCCCAAUACAAUUCCAUAUUUAUCAGGUGAACAAACAAGGAAAUUUUAUAUGGCUGCAACAGGCAUGAUCACAGCCCCAAUUUUUGGCUUCUUCUCUGUGAACAGAAGCAACAGAGCUUGUAGAAAGUUCAGCAGCAUAAAUGGGCAAUGUAAUGUUGUAAAGGGGAUGCAGGUAGAAAAGUCUCUCGAGGAAUUGUACAAUGUGAAGGUGGAAAGAAAAGUGUCACCAAAACGAUUGGCAGAGCUUGGAGUGUCUAGAUGGUCAGUUUGGAAGACUGGCAAGUGCAAGUUGCCUUGGGACUGGCAAGUGGACCAGUUAGUUUACAUUGAAGAAGGAGAGGUGAGAGUAGUUCCUGAAGGGAGCGAACGUUACAUGCGGUUUGUGGCUGGCGACUUAGUUCGUUACCCCAAGUGGUUUGAGGCUGAUCUCUUCUUCAAUGCUCCAUACCAGGAGCGUUAUAGUUUCCGAGCAUAUGGUGAUGACUAUUAAUCCCUACGUUGCAUUAGUGAUUGCGUCUCUUUGUCCUGUGUGUCAGCUUUGUUCAAGGGCAUAUGUCCUGUAAUUUUAGUAGUUUAACUCAGGAAUUGCAAGCUGAACUGCUACAUUCUGCAAAUAAUUUUGAUUUGCAGUUUCUGUAAAUACCAAGCAGUUUAUUAACUGCUGUGUUGAAAGACUGUAUCAGAUACCCUCUUUGAACA